Molecule: messenger RNA, 1020 nt
Organism: Glycine soja
Lineage: Eukaryota; Viridiplantae; Streptophyta; Magnoliopsida; Fabales; Fabaceae
Exons: 2
Coding region: 168-746 (192 amino acids)
Source: RefSeq, a predicted model, not a curated record
CCAGAGUGGCAGCAAUACGUAGGGAAAGGGUCACCGCGAACGAAAAUUCUGGAGUGCCAAUGAGAAGAGGAAUAGAAACUUGGGCAACAGGAAAAAGAUUCGUCAACUUGAGAAUAUUAGAAGAUCGAAAGAGAGAGAGAGAGAAAAAGUUAUAGAGAGAAGGUUCAAUGGUGUUGUGGGAGAUAACGCUCGGAACUGCGUAUUUCUUGGGUCUGAAGCGAACUUACAGGCUCGCUCUCAGGAUUCAACGUAGGAUCGUAAGCCCUAAGUACCCUAAGCUCCUCCAAUUUCUUCACAGACGGACCCGUGCUGUGUUUGAUGUAGCUAUCAGAGUGCAUCGUAACAUUCAAGUUAGGGACAUAGAAGUGGGACGGAAUUUCGGGAACUUUAUAUUGCGAUGGCUGGAUCGAAUGAAGCCAUCGGCUCAGAUUCGCGGUCCCCCACCUUCUAAUGGUAUUACAUCAAGAGAAAGUGUUGGAAAACGUUUAUCAGCAGGUAGAAGUUCCAAUCAGAAGGGUUCUGGAACGUCAAGGAGGGACUCUGAUAGGCAUUUGUUUACCUCAUCAAGGAUAAUGCAUUUUCCUACAGUAGCGAGGAUGAUGCGACCGCCGAAUCCUGCUGGGAUUACCAUCCAUGGCAGGCACUUCAGUACCUCUACGCCUCAAACUGUUGGAUCAAUUUACAGGGUAAAUUGGUCAGAGGGUGUUAUUAGGAAGGAUAUUAUGCAGUGGUUGAGGCAUAACUAAUCCUCUCUCUGCUGGCAGAUGUUGGAAAUUGAUGGUGAUAGAGUAAGCAAAUCUGUCGUAUCUGAUUUUGUCUCUUUGGAUUUUGUAUAGUUCGUCAAGCUUCCUUUUGGAUAACCAGCGGUUAUGCAAUUGCUUUCAGUCUUGGUUUAAAGAACUAGUUGUUAAUAUCAAGGAUAAUCUUUCUGUUGAAUGAAUAAUGACAGUAGAGUUUUUGCAUUGCUCUAUUUUAUACUUCUCAGCAAGUUUGGUUUAUGCAACUUGCAGCUUGAUUUUU